Molecule: messenger RNA, 435 nt
Organism: Nicotiana tabacum (common tobacco)
Lineage: Eukaryota; Viridiplantae; Streptophyta; Magnoliopsida; Solanales; Solanaceae
Source: RefSeq, a predicted model, not a curated record
AUGGACUCUCGCACGUUGAGGCCUUAUUUACCGCUGCUUCAAUCAGAACCAAGUCAGGACAAAAUAGAGGCAUUAUCUAAUCAUGCUGUUGUGAGGCUUGGUGAAGCCGAUAUUAAGGUAUUGGGUAAUAUUCUACCUCAUCCAAUGUUUGGUGGCCAAAAGAGGACCGAAUCCGAGAAGAGAUUGGAUGGUAAAUACUUUGUAACAGUUCAAGAUAGGGAUUGGUACUGGAGAGCUUAUCUACCAGAAGGGGAAGAUAGGGAUCAUCCUGCUUGUAAUAUAUUUGGCCCGAGGGGUAGAAGCCUCGAAAGACUUAACUUUACAAAGAGUUUAGUCGUUGAAUCAUCAGCGUUGUUUGUUCUUCUGAUUUUAGAAGCAGAAGAUGGUGGUGUGGCGGUAAGCAUAAUUGCGCCGGCGGGGAGGAGAAGAGAAUAA